GAGGGGGGAAGCGGGUUCAGGUUUCGCGACAGGGACGAAAGGAAGGAAUGGGGGAAGUAAAUAAUUUAAAUGCCUCAAACAUCUCGCGAAGCAUUAUAACGGCAAUAGGAAACUAACGUGUCCAACCACCGCGCCCUUCUAACGGGUAGCCGGGACGGGAAACCCCGACGGAUGGAUAGACUGGGAACUUUCGCCUCGUCUGCGCUUCAGUUGCCGUCUUUUGUUUUUGAGCCGUCCAGCUGUUAGCUGACUGGCUAGCAGAGCUAACCGUCUCAGGGAGGGACAGGGCAGCCCGAUGUCAACCCACAGGAGCCCCCGGAGGACCGUUGUAGACGUUACAUUGUUACCAAGUUAUCCCGUGAAAUGGUAAAUACCUAGGUCCAGUUUUACGCAUCGCGCAUCCCAUUAACCACUGAUCGUUCUCGCCUUCUGCCCUUCUGUAUAACAAACAAAGGAGAACUGAACUUAGCUGAGGAGCAGUCAUGCCAAUGUGUGUGAUAUUAUUCGGGGCGGUUGGUUCAUUUACGAGACAGUGAGACAAGACAAAGCGUCACUUCUCACCAAGACAAAUAAGGGCUUUCUUUUGUUCGGGACGGACCGGGAGGUCCAGUGAGUUCUGUGUGUGAACUAGAUAAUGGGAUCAUCGGUGGAAUCCAAGUGUCAAUGUGUGUGAUAUUAUUCGGAGUGCUUGUUUCAGCUACACACGGACUGCGAGACAAGACGAGACAAUUCGGUUCACACACUUUCUGACCAGACGGAAAGGCUUUGGGUUCCGCGUGGGAACUACUGAACUGUAAAAAUGGCAUCGGUGAAAUCCAAGGCGCGAGAGAACAAUGAGGGAGGAGGUAGAACAAGCAGCCCGUACCGGGAAAGGGAACGGGACCGGGACCGUGAACGGGAGAGCUACCGGGAGAGUUCACGCUCUGGGGCAGGUAGCCCCUCGCCGUCUCUCGUGGCUGGAGCUGCGUCGCUGUCGCUGAACGGGAGCCGAGCUUACUCGCUCGAGGACUUUGAUACCGUGGCCACAGUUGGUACGGGUACGUUUGGUCGUGUGUUCCUGGUGCGUGAUAAGAAGUCUCGCAGCUUCUUCGCUCUGAAGGCCAUGAAGAUUCCGGACGUGAUCCGCUUGAAACAGGAGCAACACGUUCACAACGAGAAGGAGGUCCUCAGUGAGAUCCACCACCCCUUCCUCAUCAAGCUGUUCUGGACGCAUCAUGACGAGCGGUUCCUCUACAUGCUGAUGGACUAUGUUCCGGGCGGGGAACUCUUCAGUUACCUGCGUAGUCGGGGACGGUUCUCCAACGGAACCGGCAUGUUCUACACGGCCGAGAUCGUCUGUGCCAUCGAGUACCUGCACGCGCGGAACAUCGUGUACCGGGACCUGAAACCGGAGAACAUCCUUCUGGACCGAGACGGACACAUACGCCUCACCGACUUCGGAUUCGCAAAGAAACUCUCAGACAGAACGUGGACGCUGUGUGGUACUCCUGAGUAUUUGGCUCCAGAGGUCAUCCAGAGCAAAGGUCACGGCAGAGCGGUCGACUGGUGGGCACUGGGGGUACUGGUCUUCGAGAUGCUCGCAGGGUACCCUCCCUUCUUUGACGACAAUCCGUUCGGAAUCUACCAGAAGAUUCUGGCGGGAAAACUGGAGUUCCCUCGACACCUGGACUUCUACGUCAAAGAUCUCAUCAAGAAGUUCCUGGUGAUUGACAGAGCGCGGAGGCUGGGCAACAUGAAGAAUGGAGCUGAUGACGUGAAGAGACAUCGCUGGUUCAAAUCGGUCGACUGGGACGCUGUACCAAUGAGGAGACUCAAACCGCCCAUCACCCCUAAAGUGUCUCACGAGGGGGAUACCUCCAAUUUCGACGUCUACCCAGAAGAUGAGUGGAGGAAGGAACCGCCCGUACCCCCAAAAGACCUCGAGAUCUUCAAGAACUUCUGA
Messenger RNA from Engraulis encrasicolus (European anchovy), 1942 nucleotides. It is a transcript of the gene prkx, whose product is annotated as protein kinase X-linked. The record is from RefSeq and is a predicted model, not a curated record. The transcript has 8 exons. The coding region runs from base 800 to 1942 and encodes 380 amino acids. Gene Ontology annotation, molecular function: ATP binding; cAMP-dependent protein kinase activity. Gene Ontology annotation, cellular component: cytosol; cAMP-dependent protein kinase complex. Lineage: Eukaryota; Metazoa; Chordata; Actinopteri; Clupeiformes; Engraulidae. Gene Ontology annotation, biological process: signal transduction; peptidyl-serine phosphorylation.